AUGGGGCGCGUGGGCUUUUUCUCGUUCCCUCUUCCUCUCCUGCACACCGGAGGCUACAUCGAGUUCAAACUCCCAAAACAAAAUACAGGAGGACGGGCAGCACCUUCCGAGACUCCGACAGACAGAAACCCGCCAGCCAGGAGCCAGCAGUUCAACGCUGCUCCCCAGCACUCUGCCUAUCCGUCACGUGAUUCACCGAUGACAGUGUUUAGGAGGAUUAGUUCGACCAAUCGCCGCAAGAUCAAGGGCGAUCUUUGCUGCCAGCUUGCAGCCUCCAGGCUCCUGAGGGGGUGGGAGAGAAAUCAAAGGGAAAAUCUGGAAAUAGCAGAGUUUCCCCUCUCCCAUCCUCUCCUUUCCUUCCGCUGCCUCCCCUUUUCUCACGCUCCCCCCCCCAGCUUUUUUUUAACUCUCCACUCUCUUCUCGUCCCUCCUUUCUUACCUUUCGUCUUCCUCGCACUUUCACUAACCGUGGGGACUGAUUCAGCAAAUACUGUUAGCAACGGCAGCCGUUCAGAAGAUGGGUUGGGCAUACAGUUAGCAGCUUCAGGAUAUCCGAGCAGGAUGAAGAUAAGAUCGGAGAACCAUAGCGAUGAAUCAGAUGAUCAGAGUGUACCUGUUUAUCCAAAGAACGUAGGGCAGGAUUCUUUUGAAGACCUUGACCUGGAGUUACACGCAAGCUUCGGUUCUUUGCGGGAAUGGGACCUGUUCUCGGGGUUCCAUAAGUGGCCGCUAUUUGAUAUGCCAAAUUUGGCCUGAGAGUCUUGAUUGUGAAAGCCUAAGAUCUCGGGGCUCCGGGGAUGGGCGGAUCAAGGGUCAGAGUCACGGCAGGAGACUCGUGUGUCAUCAGGGAGGCUGGAAAAUCUUUCGCUGUGGGCCCGAAGACCAGAGGUCCUUGCAAUCUUCUGACACAGAGCUUGAAAAAGGGGAUGAAACUGACUUUUAACAUUAUAAACCAGCGGGUUGUGUUCUAUCUCCCGUUCACUGUGAAAAUGGGGGGCACCUCCCUCUCCCUUGCCAGGGGAAGAGAGAGCCUGUGGUUUGUCGAGUGUCAGAUGAAAUGUAAAGCCUUUGGGGUAACUUUGGUCUGUAUCUUUGCUAUUGCUUAGCACAUGCUUGGGCUCGGUGACGGUACUGAUGUGCUUUUUUUGCUGUUGGGGGGAGGGGGGAUUGUUGCUUGCUGCCACU
Messenger RNA from Mobula hypostoma (lesser devil ray), 1185 nucleotides. RefSeq lists its product as uncharacterized. Bases 1 to 756 code for a protein of 251 amino acids. The transcript has 3 exons. NCBI's taxonomy places the organism in Eukaryota, Metazoa, Chordata, Chondrichthyes, Myliobatiformes, Myliobatidae. The record is from RefSeq and is a predicted model, not a curated record.